AUGUUGACUACACUCAUCCUUUGCCUCUGCCUCACGACUACUUCACAUGCAGGUAUAUGCCUUGAUAGUUAGCAUAUAUGAUUGGUUAGAUAAAAAUGUCAUAGUUUUGUUAAAAUAAGUACCAACACGAAUUCAAAAUUUUCAGAUGACAUCGACACUCGCUUGGACAGCACUACUUCGAACUCAAAAUUAACUUCAAGAAAAAGCAGCAGCAGUCUCUCUUCUGCGAACGCUUCAUCAUCUUCACUGAUUAACGUGAAGGAAGAGCUACUCAAGAUUGCUACAACCUGCUUGACCCAGCAAGAUUUAGAAUUGUUAACUGGAAACGCUGUCAGAUACCACCUAGUAGGAUAUUUUAUCCACCCUUUAAUCCAACAAAGCGUGACGACCAUAGGUCUUGAAGAGUUACGAACCACACUCAAAUUGUCUGCACUUCCACCCUGGAAACCACUUAACCGAACCGAACCAAGUGACCAUGAGCUGGCAUCAGCAACUACAAUCGAAGAGUAUUACAAUUUGA
Messenger RNA from Caenorhabditis sp. 36 PRJEB53466, 520 nucleotides. The record is from the annotation of a GenBank genome assembly. Lineage: Eukaryota; Metazoa; Nematoda; Chromadorea; Rhabditida; Rhabditidae.